AGGCACGACUUGCUUUUCAUUUCAACUCAAUCCAACGCCAUCAACAACUAACCCAUUAGCUCUCGGUGAUGAUGAAAGCGAAUAACUUUUCUGUAUGUAGUGUGGCCCUUGAAGGUUCCUUCAAAGGCCAUAGUUUCCCCGAUUCGUCGGUUUAGCAGGUCUUCAACGGCAAGCGCCCCUGCAAAUCCUUUUUCCCCUUUUUCGGCUGGCAAAUCUCCUAUAAUUGCCCCCGUCCCAGACUCUCCACCUACUACCAUAUUUGGCCGAAGUUUAGCAGAAUGAUCGGUUUCUCACUGGAAACCAGAUUUGUUCUCCUGCUGUUCCUGUUUCUUACCCCGCAGUGUCUUCAUCAUAGCGAUGGUGUCUCCCCUGUUCUUGCUGCUCCAAGCAUCCCGCAGAACGAUCUCAACCCUGAAGGGAAGUUACCCGUUUCGACGAUGAUCAAGACUGGAACGGUAUCCUCUGUAAACAGACGUGGCGGUGGAGGCCACGGAAGCGGAGGUCGUGGUGGGCGAGGCCGCGGCGGUGGCGGGGAAGGAAGAGGAAGAGGUGGGCCGGGGAGCAUGAUUCCACUAUAUGCUGGGGGGGCGGCUGGGGCCGGAGCCCAUGGCCACCACAAUGGCGCAGCCCUGAAUCCAAUACACAAUCUGGGUCUUGCAUUGCUCUUGGCUCUCCCCUUACUGUUCAAGUUUUUUGCGUAGAUUUUUUUUUAAGGCAAGUACUUUGCGUAGAUGAUCAUGAUGUGCAGCUAGGGUUUGGUAAAUGGAAUAUCAACGGAUUCACAAGAUGUUGGACUUGGGUGCUCGACCGAUAUAACAAAAAAAAAAAUAUAUGGUGGUGUAUGCAUCAAGUUUUAACAUUAGUUGACAUGUACAUUAAGAGCAAGAUUUAUCCAACAAAACGGUAAAAAGUUCGAUUGUCCGAGCGACUUCCAUAUCAUAUUAAGAUAGGAUACUGUUGGGUCUAGUAUUAACCCGCCUAAUACGGACCCAAACCCACCACAAAGCGUCUCGCCUUGGGCCCAAGCCCAUUCUAGGGUCCAGUACACCGGGAGGCGUUCACCACCGGAAGGCCUCUCUUUUACCACUUAUGGCUCUCUCUCUAAACCCUAUAUCUCUCUACAUUCUCUACACUCUAUCAUAUAUCCUAUUCUAACUUCACCGUCGGAGUGUAGAUCACGGGGACCGCCCCCGACUCUCCACAGGAUUCUUCCACUCCCGAGGAGAUCAAACGAGGGAGUCCGGAUCAAGGUUCCACAAUAAUCCCCCGGUACUAAU
Messenger RNA from Linum trigynum, 1277 nucleotides. Lineage: Eukaryota; Viridiplantae; Streptophyta; Magnoliopsida; Malpighiales; Linaceae. The record is from the annotation of a GenBank genome assembly.